Messenger RNA from Cokeromyces recurvatus, 513 nucleotides. RefSeq lists its product as uncharacterized. Bases 1 to 513 code for a protein of 170 amino acids. The record is from RefSeq and is a predicted model, not a curated record. The transcript is spliced from 3 exons. Lineage: Eukaryota; Fungi; Mucoromycota; Mucoromycetes; Mucorales; Mucoraceae.
AUGACAGUUCAACUCAAAGAUCAAGGCAUUACAGAUAAACGUCUCAGAUACAAUGCAGAUGGAACGAUUUUAUGUAAUAGCAUUGCAACUGAAGUCUUAUUGUCUGAAGUAUCUUCAGCAUUUGCUGAAAACAAUAAAGGAAAAACUAGCUUUGACCAUUACAAAGCGAUGUUCGGUCUAUUAAUGAUGCUUCGUACUCUUGCUAGAAAAUAUAAAUAUGCUAGUUUUAAUAGUUUUAAGAACUUGAAAGUUCACUUUAUUCACACUCAUAAUCAUGCAAUCCGACAUUGGAGUAUGUCCACUCCUUCCCCCGGAUUGUAUCUUAUGAACAAAGAACAAAGGGUGGAUAUUAUCAAGGAUUUCGAAAGAAAAUCUGAAGGUGUUAUUCCUUUCAUAAAUUUUACUAUUAAAAAGAUAACAUAUAGUAGUAACAUUUACCUUAAGCCUAGUUCUUUAUUAAUGCACCUAUCCCAGAAGGUCUCAGCAUGUCUAACCCAACCUUGGCAGUCCUGA